Molecule: messenger RNA, 1335 nt
Organism: Lolium rigidum
Lineage: Eukaryota; Viridiplantae; Streptophyta; Magnoliopsida; Poales; Poaceae
Product: probable carboxylesterase 2
Exons: 3
Coding region: 1-1335 (444 amino acids)
Molecular function (GO): hydrolase activity
Source: RefSeq, a predicted model, not a curated record
AUGUCUGCAACUGCAUUCGUGAGCUCUCCAGCAAAAGAGAAGGGUGCCACCGACGACAUCGCCGUCGACCUCUACCCAUUCAUCCGCGAGUACAAGGGCGGCCACGUCGAGCGUUUCCUCCAUAGCCCAUUCGUGCCGGCGUCGGAGGACGCGGCGGCCAACCGUGGUGUUGCAACGAAGGAUGUCGUCAUCGACAAAAGGACUGGCGUGUCCGCACGCCUGUUUCUCGCCUCCCGUGCCGCCGCCGCGGCCGGCGAGAGGCUACCGGUCAUCGUGUACAUCCACGGCGGAUCCUUCUGCACGGAGAGCGCGUUCUGCCGGACGUACAACAACUACGCCAAGUCUCUGGCCGCUCACACCGGGGCGCUCGUCGUGUCCGUGGAGUACCGUCUAGCGCCAGAGCAUCCCAUACCCGCGGCCUACGACGACGCAUGGGCCGCGUUACAGUGGGUGGCUUCCCUCUCCGAUCCCUGGCUCGCCGACUACGCCGACCCUGAGCGUACGUUCCUCGCCGGCGACAGCGCCGGCGGUAAUAUCGCCUACCACACCGCGGUGCGCGCCAGCCGCGACGGCCGCCUCAUGGACAUCGAGGGGCUCGUCAUGGUGCACCCGUACUUCUGGGGGUCCGAGCGGCUGGCCUCCGAGACCGUCCGGGAGGACUGUGUCGCCAUGUUUCCACCUGACCUGGUGGACAGGCUCUGGCCGUUCGUGACGGCUGGCCACGCCGGCAACGACGACCCCCGGAUCAAUCCCCCUGCGGAGGAGGUCGCGUCGCUGACAUGCCGGCGCAUGCUGGUAGCCGUCGCCGAGAAAGACAGCAUGCGGGACCGUGGCCGCCAGUUGGCAGCCCACAUGCACGACUGCGCGUGGUCCGGUGACGACGUGACGCUGGUGGAGUCGGAGGGCGGCGAGGACCAUGGCUUCCACCUGUACAACCCGCUGCGUGCGACCAGCAAGAAGCUCAUGGAGAGCAUAGUGCAGUUCGUGAAUCAGCGCAGCGCCUUGCCGCUGCCGGCCGCUAUGCUCCCGGAGCUGCACGAGCUGCAUGGAUACGGGGGUAAGAAGACAUCAGAAGAAGGUGAGACUGAUGACUGUGAUCAGCUAACCCUAAGCGUGCCUGCUAGACCAUACAUUGACAUAUUUGGAUAUGGGAUGGCCAUGAAAAAUUGGAGUGGCAGGAAAUCUAUGGCAAGUGGUUGUUUACAAAUUGGACUGGGAAAAACAUUCAACACUAGAUAUGGGCUAUCUUUGGGCGGAGUGAGGCCUAACAAGACAAACAGACUCUCAUUACCAGCAGCAGCUCCAGGGAGUUCAAUCAUCAAGAACUUUUUCUAG